Molecule: messenger RNA, 1830 nt
Organism: Belonocnema kinseyi
Lineage: Eukaryota; Metazoa; Arthropoda; Insecta; Hymenoptera; Cynipidae
Product: esterase E4-like
Exons: 11
Coding region: 1-1830 (609 amino acids)
Source: RefSeq, a predicted model, not a curated record
AUGGCCAGUAAGGAAGAAGCAUUACAAGGUUCAAAAGCUGAAGAAAUCAAUAAUGUUCAGACCAUAGACUCUAAAGCGACCAGCCACAUGUCGAACAGUAAAGAUUUUUUCAAAGAAAUUGACAUAAACAGGGAAGGAUUUCUAAGGCUUGCAGAUCUGGGAUCACUGACCCUCGAUCUGUCUCAUACAGAUGUUUGCAGCACUAUGCAAACACAGAUACCAAAAAAGAAAAGCUACGUUAUGGCCAUCAUCGACGAAUAUGGCAGAGUAACACAACAGGAUCAGUUCCCUAAGAAAGAUCAAGCAAUAAUAGCAGAUACAAUCGAUGGUUUAACGACAAAAGAUUAUACAAUCGCCAUUGGAAAAAUCGUCAAACCUGAUAAUGUGUUAUUCGCCUCAAAAACUUCCAACGGUAGAAUUUAUGUCGUCUUAAGUAAACAAGAAUUUGUUGACAAACUCACGGAGACAGCGGAAGCAGAAACUUCAUCCUCCCUCACGCAUUUAAUGCCCUCUCCAAUUCCACCCAACAGUCCAAAAUUCAAGAGAAAGCACAGCCUACUAUCCAGCUCUACACUGUCCACUCAUGACGAUGAGCAAGCCAAGGUGGAAAACUUUGCAGACCCCAUCGAAGACGCCGAACGUUUGGUAAAAAUAUCUCAGGGACUUCUUAAGGGAACAAGAUUUCUAACCAGAAAAGGAAGAAAUAUUUCAGCUUUUAUUGGAAUCCCUUAUGCUCAAGCUCCAAUUAGAGAACUCAGAUUCAAAAGUCCACUGCCUGCAAAAAAGUGGGAUGGUUUGUUUUUGGCUAAUAGAGAAGCAAGCCCCUGUCCUCAAGAUUAUAAUGGACAAAUUAUUGGGGAUGAAGAUUGCUUAUAUUUAAACGUGUUUACCCCCGUCUUGGAAUUCAACUCCUGUAAGAGUGAUGAUAAUUUAUUGCCAGUCAUGGUCUUUAUUCACGGAGGCAGUUAUUUGAAGGAAAGUACUGAACUUGCGGAUUAUUCUCCCAAAUUUUUAAUGGAUAAAAAUAUCAUUUUCGUUUCAAUGAACUACCGACUGGGCAUUCUUGGAUUUUUAACUACGGGCGAUUUAGUGUGUCCAGGAAAUCAUGCAUUAAAGGAUCAAAAUCUUGCUCUGAAAUGGGUACAGAAAGAUAUUCAAGCUUUUGGUGGAGACCCAAAUCGAAUUACAAUAUUCGGUAACAGCGCAGGUGCUGCUUGUGUUAAUCUUCUCGCACUUUCAGAUGCUGCAAAUGGUCUCUUUAAUCAAUAUAUUAUGGAAAGUGGAACUGUGAUAGCCAAUUCUUUUUAUCGACGUAGAACAGAAUUUCAACCUGCAAUCAAUUACAUUGCUAACUAUAUGGGAUGUCCAACCAAUAAUUCUAAAGAUUUUGUCGAAUGCUUACGAGACAAAAGUUUUAAAGAAUUAAUGAAUGCAAUGAAAUACGUCAAUGAUGAGUUUCCUUUAUUGUCAUGGAUACCCACAGAUGAAAUGGAAUCGGAAGAUGCAUUUUUGACUGAUUCCCCAUUAAAUCUUUUAGCUCAAAAUAAAAUGAAGGACCUUCCUUUUAUGACUGGUACAGUGGUAGAUGAAGGAUUAAUUGCAACGGCAUAUUUUUAUGCAAAUAUAUCAUCAGUAGCAAUAACACCAGAGUUUGUGGAAGAUUUUAUUAAUAGUACUUCAAGAGGAUAUUAUGCAAGUCCAAACGUAAACAUAUUUACAGAGAUUAUUAAAGAUUAUUAUUUUGAUGAAUCAAUCAUUUUUUCUGAUAGAUAUAAGAGCGAAAUUCCCGACAGUCCCAACAUAGAACCUUUUAUUUUGAGUAGGUGCUAA